Molecule: messenger RNA, 3363 nt
Organism: Exophiala bonariae
Lineage: Eukaryota; Fungi; Ascomycota; Eurotiomycetes; Chaetothyriales; Herpotrichiellaceae
Exons: 1
Coding region: 1-3363 (1120 amino acids)
Source: RefSeq, a predicted model, not a curated record
AUGGCCGAAGUCGCUGGGCUGCUUGUCGGUGUGGUUCCGUUGAUCAGCUGUUUCAAAGAUUGCGUUGAUUUGUUCUCUUACAUCUCGUUGGCUCGCUCUCUGGGUCGUGACUAUGAGUUACUCAACACGAAGCUAGACGUGGAAAAAUUACUUCUACUGCAAUGGUCCUCGAGGAUCCAGCUUUUUCAAUCUAGACCGGAUAAGCGUCUGGACGAUCCAUUGAUACAGGAGAUGAUUACGAAAGUGCUCAAGAGCAUCGCAAGACUUCUGAGUGACGGUAAAGACCUGAGAACGCGAUACGGUCUCAGAAAAGAAAGAGAUGACUUGGAGGAUGACGCCAAUAGUGACUCUGACGCGAAAUGCGAGUCUGACGAUGAUGAUGAGUUCAGAUCGGUCGCUGGAGCUCCCAAAGCUGUAAAUGGCCAAAGAAGACCUCCUCUUCCAAGCGACAGUAGACUAGACGUUUUCAUCGCUCAGUUCGACAGAUUGAAACUCCAAAAGCGCCGCAGGAUCGACCGCCAUACAGCUGAGAUCAAGAACUUGAAUCUCAAGCUUCAAGACUUGGAGACCCGGGAACGCUUAGAGCACGUCAGGCUGGAGAGAAAAAACCUCGAGGAGGUAGAACGUCUCAGGCGUGAAACCUUGAAAGCUCGAACGCGCCAGCAGGUGGAGAGAGUAGAACUCCAAAAGGUCGAAAGUCUUCAGCUUGAGAAGAUCUCACCUACACGCAGGAUCAGGUGGGCUGUUCAUGACAGGGACAAAUUCGAUAACCUGGUACAAGACUUGUCGUAUUUUAUCAGGAAGCUGAACGAAAUAGUCCCGGAUAACCAGCACUCAAUCGAGGAAAUGACCGCCGAAGACUUGGCUGAUCUGCCUGACUCGAGGGUAGAACUUGUUUUUCAAGUCUCGCGGAACAGGGCCACAACGAUGGCGACGGUAGCUAAGGAUGUUUUGACUCGGAAUUGUGAAAACCGCAUUCUACGGUCGCUCAAAUUCCGGUAUAUGGACGAUAGGAUGGAAAACAUCUCCACACCAUCAUCGAACACCUUUGAAUGGGCACUGCAACCGCGAGAAGCAGACGUCCAGUGGGACGAUCUGACAGAUUGGUUUCGGUCGGACGCCGGGAUUUACUGGAUAUCUGGAAAGGCCGGCUCAGGGAAGAGCGUCUUGAUGAAGUACAUUUGCAGUCAGGACCGGACCCAACAGUUACUUGGUACCUGGGCAUGCGACGCUCCUCUGACUGUAGCACAAUUCUUCUUCUGGGCUCUGGCUCCGACUGUGGAACAGAGGUCCCUUGGUGGGCUGUCAAGGGCCCUGCUUCAUCGAAUUCUUGAGGAGGACCGCUCAUUGAUCCCUCGACUCAUGCCGGGAAUGUGGGAGGAGGCAUAUGCCAAGGACAUUGCUACAGUCAGCCCACCAUCACCAGCGGAGAUGAAGAGCGCAUUCGAGAUCUUGGGACGCAUUCCCAACUACUCGCGCAAGUUUUGCUUUUUCAUCGAUGGACUGGACGAAUAUGACGGUAACCUCUCGGAAGGAAUUGCCUUUCUCAAGAAUCUUGCUUCGAAUCCGAGUGUCAAGUUAGUAGUGUCGAGCAGACCGCUCGCGUCCUGCGUGGAAGCAUUUUCGACUUGCCCGAUGCUUCAGAUGCAGGAUCUCACUGAGAGUGAUAUCAGUGCGUACGUCGAUGAGGCCAUUGCUACGCACCCACACAUGCUGAAUCUCCUGAAUCUUCACCCUUCAGGGACUCAGCAAAUCUUGAAGACCAUCGUCAACAAAUCUUCCGGCGUCUUUUUAUGGGUAGUUCUGGCAUGUCGGUCUAUCCGGGAAGGGCUCGAUGCGGCCGAUGACAUAUCUGAUCUCCGCCGUCGAUUAGACGAACUGCCACCGGAGCUCAGAGACUUGUUUGCGCACAUGCUAAGUAAUAUCCAUUCCAGGUACCGACUUCGGGCGGCCAAGUAUAUACGCGUGUUGUACGCGUGUAAAUCGAACCCAGACACGGAUGAACUCUCGAGCCUCGGCCUGGCCCUGAUGGAAGCUCAGGAAAUGGGCGCAUCUGAAUUCCACCCAAUGGAUGAUGUCUCAUUCGAGGACAAGAGGUGGAGAGUCCAGACUUUGGAAAAGAGAUUGAGCUGUUGUUGUGGACUUCUUGAAGUCCGAGUGAGCCGCAAUCACAGCAAGACGAGGUGCUUUUGCGAUCGCAAUCCAGAAAAUAGGCUGCUAGAUUCACAAAUCGAUUUCAUACAUCGGUCAGUCUACGAGUUCUUGAGCCUUCCCGGCACUCUCGAUCUCGAGGCACUGCAAGUUCGCGACGAGUCGUUUGACCCCAACGCCAUCCUAGCAUACAUGUCAGUCUAUCUUGCAGGCAUCAAGCUGAAAGAGCAUGGGGUAAUGACAACCCCAUAUCUUAGAGACGUUCUUAUGUAUGGCCUCCGGGUGCAAAAGUCAUCAAAUGAUAAACUGAGGUGUUUAAUGGAGGAGCUUGCAGAGACAUGGUUGAAGUCUUCGAUGUCUGAUAAUGCACCAUGGAACAUAGGCAGCGAAUCACAAACCAAAUCUUGGAUCAUGGACCACGAAUCCCAAGCCAACAAUAGCUGGGACAAUGCGAAGGCGACCGCAAAUCUUACCCUUUUGCUCUGCAUCGAAGCUGGUAUGACCGAUCUAAUCGAAGGCGACAGCCUGCUAGCUGAGCAACCCAGUUUCCGGCCUACCCGGUUUCCCUUGCUUUACCAUGCACUCUCAACGCCGCUGCUGAAAUAUCGGUGGAACCUCGAUCUACCGAUGCCGUUAAGCACCGUGCGCUUUCUUCUGUCGCGGGGAUAUGAUCCUAAUGAACUGUUGUGGGACGAACGCAUCGAAAAACAAAUUUCACCGUGGGAAUAUUACCUGGAGAUUCUGCAGAACCCACAAAAUCGGUCGACACUUCUGGCCAACGACCUGAUUGAAGAGUUCUUGCGAGCGGGUGCCAAUUGUGCUGAGUGGUGUGAGGCCGGACCAGGUGUCCCGAAUGCGAUGUUGACUAGCGUGAUGAGGCGAGCGUUCUGCCUUGAUGGCGGGAGACUUGCAGACGACGAGUCAAUCCUUUCAAGGGCCGAUUUGAGGACACUGCGGGACCGAGGCAACCAGCUUUUACGUGUCAUCAGACAACAUCAGUCCGAACAGAUUGGAAGACCUGACAAAAGCACUAGGCAGUGGCAGCAGCGUGCACGACCCCCGGCACAUCCUUCCCGCCUUCCUAAAAAACGACGAAAAGGGCCGUCUAGGAGCACUGAUGACUCAGAAAGCGAUACAGCAACAACAUCUUUCCCCAAAAUACCAGAGGUUCACCAGAAGAGGAAUUCGAAAAAGCAACGGUUUCAGAAGUAG